AUGGCUAAACUUCGCGACUUACCUCAAUCAACAAGAUCUCUCCAGCCGAAGACCUCGAAGCCUGACUUGCACCGCCCAAGCGAUGUAUCGACGACUACAUUACCGUUUUCCGGGACCUUUGGCCCUGGGGAGACGAGUGAUGUCCCUGAUAUGCGACCAAUUCCAGGUCAACGUGGUGCAACUUUCAACAAUAAGUUCCCUUUCGCCAAGAAGCAACGAACCCAUCGGCCUCAAGACUAUGUUGAUGAUGCAAUUGGCCCGACAGAUCGUAACGAUCCUAACAAAAUAUAUCAUCUCGAUACCAACCUGAACGAUAUGGAGGGUAUCCUAACGAAACCUCCUCCACUUACACCUAUGGAUACUAGCUUCGUUAACAAUGUCGAACCUGAGCGCCACGAUUCCAUUAUCUCCACAGCACCUAAAGGCCGUUGGGAUGCUCCUGACAGUUGGGCAGUGCGACGCAAUACUGAGGAUAACUCAUACCAUGGCCCUGAACCAGAUGAGAUUGGUAGCCCCCCUCGCCCAGAAGAGAAGGCAUCCCCAUACUGCAUUCGAAUCUUUCGCUCAGAUGGUACAUUCUCUACACAUUCCAUGCCUCUGGACUCGAAUGUCACGGAUGUCAUCUCCCAAGUCAUUAAGAAGACUUAUGUGGUUGACGGUUUGGAGAACUAUCAUAUUAUCAUGAAGAAGCAUGAUCUUAUCAGGGUUUUGACACCCCCUGAGAGACCCUUACUCAUGCAGAAGCGGCUCCUGCAGCAAGUCGGUUAUGAGGAAAAAGAUAGAAUCGAAGACCUCGGCCGCGAAGACAACAGUUACCUCUGCAGGUUCAUGUUCUUGUCUGCCAGGGAGAGCGACUUCCAUGCCAAAACAACCGACAUGGGCCUGGCUCGGGCUCAGAAGCUCAAUUACGUGGACCUCUCUGGUCGCAACCUCGUUACAAUACCUAUAUCCCUAUACUCAAAGGCCAUGGAGAUUAUCUCUCUUAACCUCUCGCGCAACCUCUCGCUCGACGUCCCGCGAGACUUUAUACAGUCUUGUAAACAUCUUCGAGACAUCAAGUUUAACAACAACGAAGCUAGGAAACUACCGCCCAGUCUGAGUCGAGCAAACAGAUUGACCUUUCUGGAUGUUGCAAACAACCGGCUGGAGCAGUUGGAGCACGCUGAGCUCAACUCUCUUACAGGGAUGCUGAAGAUGAACUUGGCCAACAACCGGCUUAAACACUUGCCCUCUUACUUUGGAGCAUACCAGUCACUUCGCUCUCUUAAUAUUUCUUCUAACUUCCUCGACAAGUUCCCGACUUUCUUGUGCAAUCUACCAAGUUUGGUCGACCUGGAUCUGAGUUUCAAUGCCAUUGCAACGAUUCCUCACGAGAUUGGCGGCCUGAAGAACUUGGAGAAAUUGUUGAUAACUAACAAUAGGCUGACGCACGCUGUACCAGCGUCAUUUGGACAACUUGUCAGCCUACGCGAACUCGACAUUAAGUACAAUGGUAUCUCGAGCAUCGACAUUAUUUCGGAGCUCCCGAAGCUUGAGAUUCUUUCUGCUGAUCACAACUGCGUCUCUGCCUUUGUUGGACAGUUUGAGUCCCUUCGCCAACUCAAACUGAACUCGAACCCCCUCAACAAAUUCGAGAUUGUUGCCCCAGUUCCCACACUCAAGAUAUUGAACCUAUCGAACGCUCAGCUUGCCAGUAUUGACUCGUCGUUCGUCAACAUGGUCAACCUGGAGCACCUGAUCCUGGAUAAAAAUUACUUUGUUUCGUUGCCCCAAGAAAUCGGUACCUUGAGCAGACUCGAGCAUUUUAGUAUCGCGAACAAUUCCGUUGGAGAGCUACCAGCCCAGAUUGGUUGCUUGACUGAACUGAGAGUGCUCAAUGUCCGAGGAAACAAUAUCUCCAAGCUGCCCAUGGAGUUAUGGUGGGCAAACCGACUGGAGACCUUUAACGCCUCUUCAAAUGUUCUGGAGCACUUCCCCAAACCUGCUUCCAGGGCGCCACGGAUACCAGGAGAGGAAUCGCAGCCUGCGCCCCCUCCUGUCAAUGGAAGAGCUGCACCACUCGGAACCCUGUCGGCCACAGCAAGCUCUGAAGAGCUGUCAGACGAUCGAAGACCCAGUCAAAAUUCGAGCACACUCCUCAGUGUCGGACCAUCUCCCCUUAACGCUGGUGACCGCAAGAGCUCUGUCGUGUCUGUCUAUGGGAAGGGUGGCCGUAAGACCUCAGUUGUGUCUAGAUCAGCAACUCCGUCGGCCCCUACACAAACAGUCAACACCAGAAAGGAUUCUGGGAUGUCAUCAAGGCUUAACAACACAUUUGCUGGAUCCCUUCGUAACCUUCACUUGGCCGACAACCGUCUGGAUGACGAUGUUUUUGAUCAGAUCACACUCCUUGGGGAGCUCCGGGUGCUCAACUUAUCAUACAACGACGAAAUCAGUGACAUGCCACAGAGAUCGAUCAAGAACUGGCCUCAACUAGUUGAGCUUUAUUUAUCCGGAAACGCUCUCACGACAUUGCCUGCCGAUGAUCUAGAAGAGUCCAGUUUACUACAGGCACUUUAUAUCAACGGCAACAGGUUCACCAACUUGCCAGCCGACAUCUCACGGGCCAAGAACCUUGCUGUUCUCGACUGUGGCAGUAACUACCUAAAAUACAACAUCUCCAACGUGCCCUAUGAUUGGAACUGGAACCUCAAUCCGAACCUCAGAUAUCUGAAUCUGUCUGGCAACAAGCGAUUGGAGAUUAAGCAGACGAACACAGCUCCUCUGGGGCCUGGCGCCGUAAAUCGUGAGGAGUACACGGACUUCAGCCGUCUGCUUAACUUGCGUAUCCUGGGCCUGAUGGAUGUCACUCUCACUCAGCCCAGUAUUCCUGAUCAGAGUGAAGACAGACGUGUCCGUACAUCUGGAUCACUCGCUGGCCACCUGCCUUAUGGUAUGGCCGAUACUCUUGGCAAGCACGAGCACUUGUCAACGGUCGAUCUCGUGGUACCAAGAUUCAACUCGUCAGAAACAGAGAUGCUCUUGGGCUUGUUUGAUGGACAAGCUUUGUCCAGCGGUGGAUCUAAGAUCGCUAAAUACUUGCAUGAAAACUUUGGUCACAUUUUCGCUGGUGAACUGAAGCAGUUGAAGACACGAUCGAACGAAACACCGGUUGAUGCACUACGACGCUCGUUCCUCCAGCUCAACAAGGAUUUGGUCACUAUUGCUAUCCAGCAGUCCGAGGAGAGGCCAUUGAAAACGCAUAGGGGCUCUGGCCAGCCUGUAAUACUUACCAAGGAAGACCUGAACUCAGGGGGUGUGGCAACUGUGGUUUAUCUUCAAAGUACGGAACUAUAUGUUGCAAAUGUCGGUGAUGCACAGGCAAUGGUAAUCCAGACAGAUGGUACUCAUAAGAUGCUGACCCGCAAGCAUGAUCCUGCCGAGCCCAAUGAGAGAUCGCGCAUUCGCGAAGCUGGUGGAUGGGUUUCUCGCAACGGCAGACUGAACGAUCUACUCCAAGUUUCACGCGCCUUCGGAUACGUUGACUUGAUGCCGGCCGUACAAGCAGCACCCUAUGUCAGCAACAUGACUAUCCGAGAGCAGGAUGAUAUUAUCCUGAUUGCGACUGGCGAGCUCUGGGAGUACCUGUCACCUGGUCUAGUGACGGACAUUGCGAGAGCUGAGAGACAAGAUCUCAUGCGAGCGGCCCAGAAGCUUCGUGACCUGGCUAUCGCAUACGGCGCCUCGGGCAAAAUUAUGGUCAUGAUGAUUAGUGUGGCUGACCUAAAGCGACGGGUCGAGAGAUCCAGACUCCAUCGCGGUGCUAGUAUGUCGCUUUAUCCAUCUGGUAUUCCCGAUGACGCCCAGGUUCUCAAUACCAGGAGGGGCCGAAGGACCAAGGGCGAUGUUCUCGAUUCAUCCCUAAACCGACUUGAGGCAGAGAUCCCAGCGCCUACAGGUAACGUGUCGAUUGUCUUCACCGAUAUCAAGAACUCGACAACACUCUGGGAGAUGUACCCCAGCGCCAUGCGAUCUGCUAUCAAACUACACAACGAGGUUAUGCGUCGACAGCUGAGACGAAUUGGUGGCUACGAAGUCAAGACCGAAGGUGACGCUUUUAUGGUCUCCUUCCCAACAGCCACGUCCGCAUUGUUAUGGACGUUUGCUGUUCAGAUGCAGCUUCUCGAUGUGAACUGGCCAUCAGAAGUCCUGAACUCAGUGUCUUGCCAGCCUGUCUAUGACAAGGACAACAGUCUCAUCUUCAAAGGACUGUCGGUGCGGAUGGGUAUCCACUUUGGAGACUGCGUGAGUGAGACGGAUCCAGUUACACGACGUAUGGAUUAUUUCGGACCCAUGGUGAACAAGGCGGCUCGAAUCUCUGCGGUUGCAGACGGUGGGCAGAUCACGGUCUCGACCGACUUCAUCUCGGAGAUACAGCGGUGCCUAGAGAAUUAUCAAGAUACAGAUCGCGGAAACGCUUCUGGCUCCGAGGAUACCUUUGAUGAUGAGACAUAUGCUAGUGCCAUUCGAAAGGAUUUGAGAUCCCUGACCUCUCAAGGCUUUGAGGUUAAGGAGAUGGGCGAGAAGAAGUUGAAGGGUCUUGAAAACCCCGAGGUUGUGUACUCGCUAUACCCUCAUGCAUUGGCUGGACGUAUCGAAUUCCACCUGCAGCAUGAGAGGAAGGAAGAAGGAGGAGGCGGCGGCGGCGGCGAUAAGCCAGCCGUCCUUGCACCCGGGGCAGAGCUCAGUAUCGAUCCUGAUGCAAUUUGGACUCUCUGGAGAAUCAGUUUGCGACUUGAGAUGCUUUGCAGCUCUCUGGAAGGAAACGAGGCCCCAGGGCUACAACCACCAGAAACAGAACUGCUCGAGCGGAUUAAGCAGCGUGGAGGAGAGGUCACAGAUCGCUUCUUGUUGAACUUCUUGGAGCACCAAGUGAGCAGGAUAGAGACCUGUAUAUCGACAUUGGCGAUGCGCCACCUUGCUACUGGUGGUGGCCCUAUUAAGGAACUAGAAGAUCUCCAGGGUCCAAUGACUGCAAUCUUGGAUAUGUUCAUGGCACAGAGGAAGGAACUUGAACGAUACAGGAGGAAAUAUGGUGCGCUGCCAAGCCCCUCUAGUAGCGAGGACGAAGACGAAGACGAAGACGAAGACGAAGACGACGAGGACGACGGCGACGACGAUCCCGACACAGAGGAAGGGAGCGACACAGAGCAAGAGUUGUGA
Messenger RNA from Fusarium musae, 5202 nucleotides. RefSeq lists its product as uncharacterized. NCBI's taxonomy places the organism in Eukaryota, Fungi, Ascomycota, Sordariomycetes, Hypocreales, Nectriaceae. Bases 1 to 5202 code for a protein of 1733 amino acids. Gene Ontology annotation, biological process: cAMP biosynthetic process; intracellular signal transduction. The record is from RefSeq and is a predicted model, not a curated record. The transcript is spliced from 2 exons. Gene Ontology annotation, molecular function: protein binding; magnesium ion binding; adenylate cyclase activity.